This is a messenger RNA of Neoarthrinium moseri, 1548 nucleotides long. RefSeq lists its product as uncharacterized. Gene Ontology annotation, biological process: spliceosomal tri-snRNP complex assembly. The record is from RefSeq and is a predicted model, not a curated record. The transcript has a single exon. NCBI's taxonomy places the organism in Eukaryota, Fungi, Ascomycota, Sordariomycetes, Amphisphaeriales, Apiosporaceae. The coding region runs from base 1 to 1548 and encodes 515 amino acids.
AUGGACCCACAACACGGUGGCUCCGCGAAUUCUUCGACUUCUUCAUCAUCGGAGAGCGUGCGGCCGCUGCCAUCUAUUGACAUCUCCCCACCACCCAGACUGCGACCACAUCAGCAGGCGUCGGCAGAUUCGCCUAGUUUGAACUCGUUGAAGUCCGUUGAUUCCGUGCCGGUGACUGGUAUCUAUCCGCUCGGCUCGCUCCGAAUUAAUGAGCCAACGGACAAUGAGGACGUCGAUAUGGACCUAGCCACACCGCUUACUGUCCCAGACACCACACCAGAGCGCACCAUGGAUAAGAAUUUGGAGCUUCUCAAGGGCGGCGACGUGUUGCUCCUGGAUGAUCUGCCGUCGAGCUUCACUGUGGGCUGCGACACGAUCUCCUUCUCCACCACACAGCAGUUCCUUGGCUUCCGGGACAUCCCCCCCGGCGCUCAUCUGAUCUGGGUUGCACCAUCGGAAUCGACUUCAUCGAGGAGUGGAUAUUGGAUCACGACCCCUACGAAAGAAGAGACCAGCCCCGGCAAGGUCUACGUCAAGCAGUGGGACAAGUUCAACGAAGUCCUGAGUGAUCCCGCCAGCCAGGCCGAGGAGAGGUUUCAGAGGGAACGGCUCGGCGAAAUCUUCGCAAACCUGGCCCCUUACCAGUUCAAGGCCUCCACGUCUGCUGUGUCACCACCAAGCCGGUCCGGUAAUGCUGAGCCAUUGCCUCCUUUCGUGAACAACACAACGAUAUGGCACCAACUGACGUCGUCCAUCCAAUCCCACCUGCUCAAUCGUGUCCUGGGAGGCAAUGAGGAGACAUGGCCAGUGAACACGACCGACAGAAUCGUUGGCGAGACUACAAUGCCCGAGGAAGCGCGACUCUAUCCCUCGGCCGCGGCUCAGUUCCAAUUUAGCUUUCCUAUGGAUCAGCGCCUGUUUGACACGACUGCGGAGGGCUCGGAGAGGACACAACAGGCGCUCGAUCCUACAACCUGGACACUGGCGAGGACGGACGACGGCAAGACUCUGCUGGGCGAGAUCCAGUUCGCCUUCCUCACGGGCAUGCACCUGGGCAACUACUCGUGUCUGCAGCAGUGGUGGUACUAUCUCGUGCACAUAGUCUUCAGGUCCUACCGCCUCGCGAUCGAGCGGCCCGAGCUCGCCCUUGACCUGGUCCAGACGUUCCACGCCCAGCUCGUCUACAACGACCGCUACCUGGAGGGCGACAUCAUGGAGAGCAUGCCGGGGGAGGCCAGGCGGCUGCAGAAGGCCCUGACCGUGUACAAGUCGCGGCUCAACGAGCAGCUGCUCUCGCUGGGCGACCGGUGCACGGCGGAGCAGAACGCCGUGGGCCAGGCCUUCUCGGCGCUCGAGAGCUGGCUCUGGCGCUUCGGCUGGGACCUCCGCGGCGAGUACGUGCGCUCGGGCAAGGUCAUGCUCGAGGACGGCGAGAUGGUCGAGGCCGAGCUCUCGGACUUUGAGAGCGAGGACGAGCGGGGCGAGUUCGCCGCCGUCGUCGUCGAUGUGGACGAGAACGGGCGGCCGACGGACUUGGUGUCCGUCUGA